GUAACGCCUCCUCAUGCUACCAACGAUGGAAAGCAUGUCAACGCAGUGGUGCAUGCCAGCAUCUGUUGGCUUCGUUGGCCUUGGGGCCAUGGGCUGGCACAUGGCCCGCAACCUGCGCCAAAAGCUGCCGUCAUCGAGUACGCUGUACAUCAAUGAUGUGGUAAAGUCUGUCUCCGAGCGGUUCGCAGCAGAGUACGGGUCGCUUGGGCCAGUGGUCAUCUCACAGAAUGCUGCGGAGGUUGCCAAGCACAGCGACGUCAUUCUCUCGAUUGUUCCGGAGGGCAAGCACGUUGCAGCUGUGUACGCGACGACAGAGGGUGGAGCCCUAUCGGAUCCGGCCGUAUUGAAAGGAAAACUCGUCCUGGAGUGCAGCACAAUCGAUGUGGCAACUUCGCGCGAAGUCGCUGCGGCGGUGGAGGCGGCCGGUGCGGUAUUCGUGGACGCGCCCGUAUCAGGCGGUUCGGCGGGUGCGGACAAGGGGACAUUGACGUUCAUGAUGGGGCUGAACGCUGGACAUGCGCGGCUGGCCGAAAUUCGCACCCUUCUUGAGCUCAUGGGCAAGAACAUCUUCGAGUGUGGGGGGCCUACGCUGGGCCUCUGCACAAAGAUCUGCAACAACUACGUGGGAGGGACGAUCGCAAUCGCCACCUCGGAAGGUUUCAACCUCGCGAUGCGCCUGGGCGUCGACCCGGUCACGUUUCGUGACGUCCUCGCCGUCAGCACUGGCGGAAGCUGGGUUAACCAGAGCUGUAAUCCCGUGCCCGGCGUGCAGGCCGAAGCGCCAGCAUCCGACGACUACGCGCCCGGCUUCAAGGUCCAGUUCAUGCGCAAGGACUAUAAUCUCGCCGUGGAGGCCGCAAAACUCGUUGAUGCUAAGAUGUAUCUUGCGGAGUCGGGUCUUGACGUCUACACACGAGCCUCGGCCGACCCAAACUGCGUGGACCGCGACAGUCGCGUCGUAUAUCGUUUCAUUGGUGGAGAUGAGAACUGGAAGAAGGACGGCAAGUAGCAAUGUCGCUGACCUGACGACAACUAGCCCGAUGAAAGCUUUCCCGAAGUUGACAACGGAAUAUUGACAGCCCUAUCCGUCGGAUCGUCUCAGUGUCACUCAAGUCCAGACUCUGUGAGCGUAGCCUCCCUCGCUGAAGCUGCACAGUUGUCACCCUCGGAAGGUUGGGAUAAAUAACUUUAUCAGCAUUAAGCGUAGCGAGGUCUGAUUUACCCCUACUCAUCGGGUCAGGUGAUAUCCGAGUGUUGCCUGAGUGAAGG
Cutaneotrichosporon oleaginosum is the source of this 1269-nucleotide messenger RNA. RefSeq lists its product as uncharacterized. Gene Ontology annotation, molecular function: NAD binding; 3-hydroxyisobutyrate dehydrogenase activity; NADP binding. Gene Ontology annotation, biological process: L-valine catabolic process. Lineage: Eukaryota; Fungi; Basidiomycota; Tremellomycetes; Trichosporonales; Trichosporonaceae. The record is from RefSeq and is a predicted model, not a curated record. Gene Ontology annotation, cellular component: mitochondrion.